ACCAUCUUAAGAAGCUCCGAGAGAGACAGCCCCGGCCUACAGCAGUGAGCAGAAAUCGGCCAUAGAGCAGGAGUCAGUGGGACGCUGCAAAUGAGAUUCACUGUAUCCUGAGAUUUAAUAGAUUUUAUGGUGCUGAUACAACAUGGAAAACCUCAGAAGAGAGGUCAUCACACAGUUCAUAAGGAGAUCUUUGUAAAACCAGUCUGAGAGUGGACAUACUGACUCCAACAUUUUGUGGGUGUUUUGGAUAGUGUUCUACUCGUACUUGCUGAUUUGAAAAGUGAUGCCAUCAGCACAUGGACAAAAUAAUAUCAUGGAAAAGCAGAAAUCAGUGAAUAGUGUUGCUUCAGCACAGUUGGGUGGAGAAUCAAGUACUUUCAUCUGCACUGAGUGUGGUGAUGGGUUCAGUCAGUACUCAAAUGUGCUGGCCCACAUGGCCAUUCAUGGACCUUUGGAGUCAUUUUCCUUGGAUGGCUCAUCUAAUGGAUUUGAAGUCCCACGAGAAUAUGUGCUACAAGAAAAUGGCACAUUGACAGUUGUGAAUGGCUUGGCACAGUCACAGUCUUCUGUGAAACCUGUAUCUCCGGGAGUCCUGCCAGCGCAUUUCCCAUCCCCUACUAAACCAGUGUCUCCAACUUUAAGGCCACACCCUUCCCCUUACAGAGAUGUAUUUAGGCCAAGGCCAACAGACUUGACCUUGGACAAGUCUCGUCAGGGCCAUUACCGUUGUGAAAUAUGUAGCAGAUCAUUUAACAGCCUACAGAGUUUACAUCGUCACCAACAGUAUCGAAACACAGAGCGAGGUUACAAGUGUACUUUGUGCUGUAAGAUCUUUGAAGGUAGACAGGACCUUAAGAAACACCUCCAGGACCAUGCCAGUGAAAGGUUUCACUGCUGUGUUCAUUGUGGUAAGCGAUUCCUUAAAGUGGAUGCACUUAAUGCUCAUCAAAAAGAAAACCACUUCUCCUCCAGGCCUACAGUUUUGGGUAAAUCAGAGAAUAAGCAGGAAAAAAAGUUUGAGAAAACAUAUCCUUGUAGGAAGUGCAAGUUGAAUUUUUUCUGGAUGUCAGAUUUUCAGACACAUUCACUGUACCAUUGCAAAGGAAAAGAACCUGAUGUUACUUUUGCAUCUGAAAUUGAAAUCGAAGUGAACUCUAAAAACAUAGACACUGCACUUGAAAACUGCCACAGCAAUGGCACAUCUAUUGAUCUUAAGAAUGGGGAUACUAAAAUCUUUAGGGAUACUAGCAGUGAGAUUGAUACAGAAUACUCUUUCACACCAUACAGAUGUGGUUUAUGUGGGGAUCGUUUCCAAAAGUUAACAGCUCUAAAGGAGCAUCAUCUCACACAUCAAACUCAGGAGGAAAUAGAUCAGCUGAAUCAAGAAUCACAAAGAACUUUUAAGCGAAGAAUGCCGCCUAAAGGUAGACGUAGAAGAGGUGGUAAUCCAAAUGGCAAGCUGCAUCCUUGCAAGCACUGUCAUCGUGUCUUUAAUCAUUCUAGUAGUUUAUCUCGGCACAUGAGAUACCAUAAGGGUACUAUGCACACAUGUGUAUUUUGUGGUAGGCAUUUUCCACAGCGCUGUGAUUUGAGAAGGCAUGUAGCCAUGUACCACAAAGCCGAAUUGGAAAAGAAACCAGGUUUGAAACACUUGUAUACAGCUCCACAAAAUGGGCCUACCCCCAAUUCUCUUAAUUGUGAGAAAAACCCAAGUUCUCCCGACGAGAAAACCAAGAGCUCCUCUGACAAUGAACAAACCACAUCACCAGAGCAACUUCCUAAGGGGAAACAAUCAGGAAAAGCAGGGCGAGUUAACUACAAGUGUCAGGAAUGUGGAAAGAGAUUUGGGCUGUUAUGUGUGUACCAACGGCACUUGCGUUAUCACAAAAAGGAACCUAGCAAGUGCCCCCGAUGUCCAGCUCAAUUCAGGAAUUCUUCAUCCCUUGAGCUUCACCUUCAAAAUCACCCAAGCACAGGAGAAGCAGAUGAUGCUGGACAAACUUCCCGCUGCACUGGCACUGAUGGGGACCAUGUCCUUGAAAAGGAUAAUGCAGAGGACAUAGAGGAUGACUAUAUGGACCAUACUCAAAAUGAUAAAGGAAAUUCUUCAGAGGUUCUUUACGAAUGCACUGAGUGCACUGAGACAUUCUCAUGCUUGGAGACAUUUCUUCAGCACCAGACUACUCAUGGCUCAGAAAACAACGGGUAACUAUCAUGUCAGACUUAUUAGUCAUUGUUAUUGCCAACAAUCAAGCUCUCAGGAGUUGAGUGUUUUUGACUCUUUUGAAUGCAAAUAUUUGAAUAACUGUAUAGGUUAAGAAUUGAUGUAACGUUUGUAAAGGUUAUUUUACAUAACUACUUUUAUACACUUUCUCUGGCAUGAGGAGAAAAAUUCUUUUCAUUGGUGAAUUUGAAACCAAUGGAAGCAGGGAGUAAAGCUUGGGUGAGAAUACCAAAUGACUUGAAUAUAUCUCAAAAUAAACUGAAAAAAAAAAUGGACAACUGCAGCAUACGUCUGAUAUGAGUAAAAUGCAAGUUCAAACGUUUUACUCUUCCACAGGCUAUGGUUGUAGUUAAUUUGAAAGUCCCACCAAUUGUUGACUGGCUAGGAUAAAUAUAUUGCUUUUUAUUGUAUUUUUUAGUGGCUACCCAUGCUGUUAUUGUCAAUUGAAUUGCUGCAUUUUUCAUUGUUUUUACUAGCAAAUAUGUUUGAAAUUUUCUUUUAAUAUAUAUAUCGUAUGUGUAUACUGUAUCUUCCGUUUUUUUUUUUUUUUUAAAAGGAUAGCAUUUCCCCGGAGUAGAUUUUUAAUUAUGCCAUUAAAAUUUUACAGAGAAAUUACUUAAUGUGGUAUCAGUUUUCCUUGUUAACAGUAAGAAGCCCUCAUUGACUACAUAUUUUUGUUCCUUAUAUAGUUCAGGUGUCUUAGUUCACAUUUUUAUGGAAUUGUGGUAUAGCCAGUUAAAGGCAACAGCACAGAGAGGAGUCCUUGUGUUCAGUCGAUUUUAAAUGUGGAGUCAGUAAUUGUAGAUCAGAAAUGUAAGGAAAUAUAUUAGCUACUCGAUUUCAAAUAUACUGGACAAGGUUCUUGAGAUUUUUGUGACGUGCAUUUCAUAAACCGUUCCGGUGACUGACUCAAUAUUAGUAUGUCUAGCCCCUAUUAAAAAUUUGCUUAAUGGUGGCUCCUAGUGGUAGUCUCAAAAAGACUCUUCUCAGUAAGUGUGGGCACUAAA
Messenger RNA from Xiphias gladius (swordfish), 3231 nucleotides. RefSeq lists its product as uncharacterized. Gene Ontology annotation, cellular component: nucleus. Bases 284 to 2209 code for a protein of 641 amino acids. The record is from RefSeq and is a predicted model, not a curated record. Lineage: Eukaryota; Metazoa; Chordata; Actinopteri; Istiophoriformes; Xiphiidae. The transcript is spliced from 2 exons.